UCCCUCUGUUCUCCCUGCAGCCGCACCACGGUCUCUUCCCGCGGGAUCCUCCACGAUGUUCUCCCUCACGCUCUUUACGCUCCUCGCUCUUUCCGGCUUCUCCUCGUUCGUUCAAGCCGCCCACAUCAAGCUCGCGCACGUGCACCACGCUCGCGCGCCCGCUCCCGUCGGCUCUCCUGCCACACACGCGAGGCAGCGGCGAUGCGCUGCGCACAGGGCGCACAACUCCACGGCCUCGGUUGCACGGACGAGCACGCAUACCACCAGCACGCACACCAGCGCCGCCCCACAGAAGACUCCGGCGAAGCAGACGUCGUCGGGUGCCAGCAGCGGCUGUUUCCCCGCGCUGGGGUUCGAGACGCCCGCGGACGUCCCGGACAGCCUCGACGGAUGGUGGUGCGACGACAAGACCGAGUACGCCUUCCUCGGGUUCAGCUACGAGGUCAGCGCCUGCCAGUCUCCUAGCACGCUCGACAAGGACUUUGCGAACAUCCGCAACAACUUCAACGGACGCUACAUCCGGCUCUAUGGUGCCUGUGACAACAAAGGGUUCUACGACGACGUUGUGGAGGCUGCCUACAAGAACGGCCUCGGCGUCCACGCCCUCAUCUGGUUCGGCUUCGACGGCGACAACAAAUGGGAGACCCGCCGCGACGCGCUCUUCUCCACCCUCCACUCGAACCCGAAGGCCAAGUUCGUCACGCGCGCGGUCCAGUUCGGCUCCGAGCCGCUCCUCGACGGCGUCCUGCCCGCCUCGCAGCUCGCGGCGCAGGUCAGGGCCGCGCAGGACAACCUCGCGGGCCUGAAGAUCCCCGUCACCGUCUCGGACAUGCAGUGGUCGUUCCAGAUGAACGGCGGCGCGGGCCUGAAGGUCCUCGACGUCGUCGACGUCAUCGACGCGCACAUGCUGCCGUUCUUUGGCCGGGAGGCCACGACCGCGAACGCAGCGUGGCCCUCCAUCAAGAGCAGCGUCGACAAGUUCUGGGUCCCCCAGGCCAACGGCCGCAAGAUCUACUUCACCGAGAACGGAUGGCCGUCCGGGGUGCACGAUGAGAGCCAGCGGCCGAACAGCGCGGGCGCGCAGGCGUCGCUCGCGCAGGAGAAGGACUACUUCGCCCUGCUCGACGCGAACUGCGCGUACUUCAAGUCCGUCCCCGGCGGCGGCCUCGGCUGGUUCGCGCACAUCUACUCGGACGCGAUGGAGGACGGCUACGGGAUCCUGACCGCGUCCGGGAAGCUCAAGUUCGCCUUCGCGCCCAGGACGCACUGCUAAGCGCAGGCUUUCGGGGUUCGGGCUUGUGUUGGUGACAAAGCGCCUUUGUCUUUGUCUGUUGUGUUGUUGGCUGUCUGGAUUCCGGGUGAUAUCAAGGUCUCUAGUGCUCACUUUACAUACGUUCCAUAGGUUCUUCAGGUUUGCACACCGGCCGAGGGGGGUGCACCGGUGCACGUCAGCUCCUACAUGGUCGUUUCCGCUUUCUCCUUUCCACUUACUAUUGUUCAAAUGGGGGCUGGCGUGCCCGCGGCCACAUACACCCCCUUCGUCUUGUGUCCCUCGAAGGGACCGCUGCUGUUGUAUCGACUGUCGAAUAGUCUGUUGCCAAAUAUAAGCCAUGUUGUAUCGUCCCGCAUACGCGCUGCGGCGAC
Dichomitus squalens LYAD-421 SS1 is the source of this 1644-nucleotide messenger RNA. RefSeq lists its product as uncharacterized. NCBI's taxonomy places the organism in Eukaryota, Fungi, Basidiomycota, Agaricomycetes, Polyporales, Polyporaceae. The record is from RefSeq and is a predicted model, not a curated record. The transcript has 8 exons. The coding region runs from base 56 to 1273 and encodes 405 amino acids.